Messenger RNA from Nannochloropsis gaditana CCMP526, 929 nucleotides. It is a transcript of the gene RP-L10E, whose product is annotated as large subunit ribosomal protein L10e. The transcript is spliced from 6 exons. Gene Ontology annotation, cellular component: cytosolic large ribosomal subunit; ribosome. The coding region runs from base 15 to 653 and encodes 212 amino acids. The record is from RefSeq and is a predicted model, not a curated record. Gene Ontology annotation, molecular function: structural constituent of ribosome. Gene Ontology annotation, biological process: translation; ribosomal large subunit assembly.
ACAACAGCGGCAACAUGGGGCGACGACCUGCGCGUUGCUACCGCUUCCACAAGAAGAAGCCCUAUAUCAAGUCUCGCUACCUGCGUGGUGUGCCGGACUCUAAAAUCCGUAUAUUUGACGGCGGAAAUAAGAAGGCGGAUGUUGGAAUGUACCCCUGUGUCGUGCACAUGGUUUCGGACGAAAAGGAGCAAAUUUCUUCGGAGGCCAUGGAGGCUGCCCGCGUCGCGUGCAACAAGUACAUGCUGAAAAACGCUGGAAAGGACUCCUACCACAUCCGUGUGCGUAUGCACCCUUUCCACGUCCUACGCAUGUCCAAGAUGCUUUCAUGCGCCGGCGCCGAUCGACUCUCUCAGGGUAUGCGUCACUCGUUCGGAAAGCCCGCGGGGAAAGUCGCGCGUAUCGAGAUCGGCCAGGCGAUGAUCAGCGUCCGCUGCAAGGAUGUCCACCAGGUGCACGCCAUCGAGGCCCUCCGCCGUGCCAAGUUCAAGUUUCCGGGUCGACAGAAGAUCUUGAAGUCGAACAAGUGGGGCUUCACGAACUGGGACCGGGAGGACUACGUGCGCGGGCGCUUGGACGGGACCCUGAUCGGCGACGGGGUGGGGGUCAAGUACGUCCCGCAGCAUGGGCCGUUGGGGAAGAAGGCGGGCACCUAGAGGGAGGAGGGUGAAGGGGGCGAGAGCGAGCACGGGCGUAGGCGGAGGUCUUUAAGUAGGCAAAAAGGACGUGGAAAUAGGGGCGAGAGGUCGGUGAGAGAGGUGCUGGCGGCCCUCUGUGGUAUGCCUCGGUUUCGACUCGAAGCUUGCGGAUGGAGAUGUGAGUCCAUAGGGUAGAUGAAGAGGAGCAGCCUCCCCACCAAAAGAAGCACCCGGCCUCCCCCCACGGCCAUUGUCCCGUGCGUCAUUGCCUUCCCUUUGUCAGGGCGGGCCGAG